This is a messenger RNA of Sparassis crispa, 210 nucleotides long. RefSeq lists its product as hypothetical. The transcript is spliced from 2 exons. Lineage: Eukaryota; Fungi; Basidiomycota; Agaricomycetes; Polyporales; Sparassidaceae. Bases 1 to 210 code for a protein of 69 amino acids. The record is from RefSeq and is a predicted model, not a curated record.
AUGGGAGUCUUUUAUACUUCUUCUGUGUUGGAAACCUCUGAGCAUCAUGUGUUACCCUGGGAUCUCUUACUCACAGAGUCCGAGGCGGAAUGGACCUCGAUACAGCCGUCGGUGACAGUAUCAAGGCCGGGAGAGCAGCGCCCCUCAUGCUCUGAGACGCAAAUGGAGGAAGAGGUGAAGAAGGAGCUUGCCCUCAAGCAUCCUGACUGA